Punctularia strigosozonata HHB-11173 SS5 is the source of this 1961-nucleotide messenger RNA. RefSeq names its product RCC1/BLIP-II. The record is from RefSeq and is a predicted model, not a curated record. Bases 1 to 1767 code for a protein of 588 amino acids. NCBI's taxonomy places the organism in Eukaryota, Fungi, Basidiomycota, Agaricomycetes, Corticiales, Punctulariaceae. The transcript has 14 exons.
AUGAGGUUGAGAGUCGGUAAACAAGACGAUAUCGAACUCGAGGAAGGACCGGAGGUUACCGGUUACCGGCGAAAGCGUGAACACAGCCACCCCCGCCCGCGCAUUGCUCUUGCCCACCGCGUUGAUAAAGCCUGGGGCAAAGUCCUCAUUUGUGGGGGGACAGAUUGGCCGAAGCUCGGGCGGAAGGAUAAAGGCGGAAAGUCCGAAGGGAACGACGACCACCCAGAUUUACUGGAGCCGCACAUUCUCCGCUCACUCUCCAACGUUCACGUCGUCUCCGUUCACGCUUCCUGCGCCGGCUGCCACUUCAUCGCGAUCGACGCGGAAGGCAAUGCCUGGCUCUUUGGACGAAACCAACACAGCGCGCUCGGUAUAUCGAAGCUGGAGGCCGUAAGCGAGAACGCGCCAAGGAAGGUUACGGCAGCCCAACUGGGUGCAGCAGAAGGCACGAAGCUUGUAUGGGCUGCGUGUGGGAGGGGGCACACCAUAUUGGUCGGGAGCGACGGGAACGCGUGGAGCGCGGGCUUGAACGUGAAUGGGCAGUGCGGACACGCGCCGUGUCCAGAGAUAUCAUCGUUCAGGAACAUCAAAGCGCCUGUGAAGGAUGAUGUCAAAGAACGAUUUGUCAAGGCUGCGGCUGGCAUAUCGUUUUCGCUAUUACUGACAGCGAGCGGACGAGUGUAUGCAUGUGGCUCCGGCGAACACGGUCAGCUUGGCAACGGUCGGACCGGCGAGCAUAUCGUCAGCGCUGGAAAGACCGCCUUCGAAGUUGUCUCUGAACCCUUACUUGUUCGCGGACUGGACGACAGGAAGAUUGUGGACGUCUCGUGUGGACAGCAGCACAGUGUUGCGUUGGACUCACAGGGACUGGUGUAUGUUUGGGGGUACAAUGGUUAUUGCAGAUUGGGCUUGGGUAAUCAGCAGGAUGUCAUGGUCCCCAAAGUAGUUCCGCAGUACGCUGGGCCGAAUGAAAUCACCAUGGGCUCAGCGAUAUCCGCAGGACCAACAAGCACAGUUGUUAUCGACAAACAAGGAAUGUAUUGGAUGGCAGGGAAGUGGAAGAACACCGGGGACGGAUCAGGAGGCCAACCAUAUUCCACUUUCCGGUACAUGCAGGACAUCAUGGGGUGCAAGAUCACACACGCUGCAUCUGGAGGUGUCACCCACUUCGCGCUCUGUCCGGAAGAGGACGGUACGGUCAUGACGAUUGCUUAUGGACAGAAUGCGGGCAACGGUGAACUUGGUCUUGGUUCCGAUCAACCAAAGAGUGCUACUAAGCCGACGAAGCACGUCCCCCUAGAAGGCGUUGACGUCUUCCAAAUUGCAGCUGGCCAGAACACGACGCUAUUCCUGGCUCGUUCGAACGAGAAGCUUUCGGAACUUCCUCGACACCCAGAGGAAGUGGACCCACCAGAAGUAUGCGUCGUUUGCAAUGACGACAAAGGGGAGGACGUGCCCCUCUUAGAGUGCGAAAAGUGCGAUCACCCUUACCACCUCCAGUGCCUUGACCCACCACUUCAAGCUGUUCCAGACGGCGAAUGGUUUUGUCCCGAUUGCGAAGCAAAUCCGGGCGCCCCCGUUGGACCGGAAGGUAUAGAAGCAGCGAAAGCUUAUCCGAGCUACGCUUCGGAGAAGCCCUUGGUACCAUCGAAGGGAAAACGCGCACGGGACGAGAACGACGAGGACGGGGAAGAUGCCGGAGAUGCUGGCAAGUCCAAGUCAAAGAAGAUGUCGACAAAAGGCGCCGCUGUGAAACGCAAGAAGUAACCAAGUAUCUUUAAUUUCAUCGUGAAGUGGGCCGUACAUCUAUUUUAUUAUUGACAUUUGUCCUAUGCAGUCAUACAUUCUUAAUCUCUUGGUUGUAGCUUGAGCUUGGUCCGACAUGCCCCGGUCAUAAGCUGUCGUUGGCCUGCCUUAAAUAUCCCUCAGUACUGUUGCAGGACGUAUUCAUUGAAUUUGAC